This is a messenger RNA of Aspergillus tubingensis, 927 nucleotides long. RefSeq names its product putative peroxisomal dehydratase. The transcript has 5 exons. NCBI's taxonomy places the organism in Eukaryota, Fungi, Ascomycota, Eurotiomycetes, Eurotiales, Aspergillaceae. The record is from RefSeq and is a predicted model, not a curated record. Bases 1 to 927 code for a protein of 308 amino acids. Gene Ontology annotation, cellular component: peroxisome.
AUGUCAACCCCAGGAGCUGGUCAUGAAUUCCCUCGCCAGGAGGUGUCCUGGCUCAAGCGGGACGCUCUACUUUUUGCCUACAGUAUCGGCUGCAAGGCCGAUGAGCUGCAUUUUCUCUACGAGCUCCAUCCGAACUUUGCGGUCUUUCCCACGUAUCCUAUAAUUCUUCCGUUUAAGCUCACUGAUCAAGAAGUAACGGACUUCUAUGCCCGUUCUGGCGGAUCCCCUAUCCCUGGUGUUCCAAAGUUCGACUAUCGUCGCGUGGUUGACGGCCAGCGCAAGCUCACCAUCCUUAAGCCCUUGCCCCCCACGAGCGAGGGUAAGAAGUUCGAGUUGCGCAACAAGGUCAUUGGAGUCUAUGACAAGGGCAAGCCUGGCACUGUCAUCGAAACCGAACAGACUAUUGUGGAUAAGGAGACAGGCGAGAUCUACUCAAGAACUGUUAGCAGCGGUUUCUUCGUUGGCCAGGGUAACUGGGGUGGACCGAAAGGCCCCAGCAAUGCCAACUAUGCCCCACCUGAAGGCAAGCAGCCAGAUGCCGUUCAUGUAGUACAAACGACUCCGGAGACAGCCCAUCUCUAUCGACUCAACGGAGACUACAAUCCUCUACAUGCUACUCCCGAGCCUGGCGAGAAGAUGGGCUUCGGUGGCGCCAUCGUCCAUGGCCUCUUCAGCUGGAAUUCCGCUGCCCAUGGUGUUCUGCGAGAGCUCGGUGGUAGUGAUCCGAAGAAUCUUAAGGAGAUUCAAGCGCGCUUUGCUUCGCCAGUUAUACCUGGUGACAAGCUUAUCACUGAAAUCUGGAGGACGGGCAGUCUCCAAGAUGGUUAUGAAGAAAUUCGAUUCGUGACCAAGAAUGGUAAGGGCAAGGCAGUUCUGAGCAAUGGCCGCUGUCUGAUGAAGGUUACCAACCCAAGAAGCAAGCUAUGA